Molecule: messenger RNA, 2210 nt
Organism: Cyprinus carpio (common carp)
Lineage: Eukaryota; Metazoa; Chordata; Actinopteri; Cypriniformes; Cyprinidae
Product: cytoplasmic polyadenylation element-binding protein 1-like
Exons: 9
Coding region: 212-1261 (349 amino acids)
Source: RefSeq, a predicted model, not a curated record
GGCGGUGAUUCGGGUCAGCAGCACGCUUUCCAGGCCCUUGAGGCUGCAUCUAGAAAUCCACUGGAGCACUUCUCCAGCCUGAUGGCGGCGCUCGAACCUCACUCUCUGCUGCACUCGGGAUCCAGCAGCCCUGUCAACUCGGAGAACAGCGCAAUCUCGUCAGGAUCCGACCACCUGGUCUCUCUCAGAGUCUUCUCCUCCGUUGCCCCUGAUGCUGCCCAGACUGCAGGCGGAGGGUGUGAAACUGGACACAGAUGCCUGCUUGAAGCAGAACCCCCUGAACACCUUCACGAAUGCUUCCAGUGCUCAGGCCGAGGGGCCAGUGGUUGGGUGCUGGUCCACAGGUCCUGUCUGGCCCGGCUGGGACACUUUGGGCUUGAACAAACCCAUGUUCUGCAUCGAGAGAGAGGCGAAACUGCAUAAACAAGCUGCAGCCGUAAAUGAAGCCACUUACACUUGGGAAGGACGGCUUCCUCCACGCCACUACAAAAACCCUGUUUACUCCUGUAAAGUGUUUCUGGGAGGAGUGCCAUGGGACAUCACAGAGGCGAGUCUGUUGAACACGUUUAGUAUUUUUGGUCCAUUGAAAGUUGAGUGGCCAGGUAAAGAUGGAAAACAUCCACGUUGUCCUCCGCAAGGUUAUGUGUAUCUGCUGUUUGACUGGGAGAAGUCAGUGAAGAUGCUCCUGCAGGCCUGUGUUCAGCACCGCCUGCAGUCUGACGAUUAUCUCGAGUUCUACUACAAACUGUCCAGCAGGCGGAUCCACAGCAAAGAUGUGCAGGUCAUCCCGUGGGUGAUCUCAGACAGCAAUUUCAUCCGCUGUCCCGCCCAGCAUCUCUGCCGCAGUAAGACGGUGUUUGUGGGUGCUCUGCAUGGGAUGCUGAACGCAGAGGGUCUGGCUCACAUCAUGGACGAACUCUUCGGAGGGGUCAUGUAUGCAGGCAUCGACACAGACAAGCACAAAUAUCCCAUAGGCUCUGGCAGAGUGACGUUCAGAAGUCAGAGGAGCUAUUUGAAAGCCGUGACUGCAGCGUUUGUGCAGAUAAAAACCUGCAAGUUUACCAAGAAGGUCCAGAUUGACCCGUAUCUGGAUGACUCCAUGUGCCAAAUAUGUAACAGUCAGCCCGGCCCGUUCUUCUGUAGGGCUCAGGCCUGUUUUAAAUACUACUGUCGGUCAUGCUGGCAUUGGCAACAUUCUCUGGACGUGUUGAGCAGCCAUCAGCCUCUCAUGCGCAACCAGAAGGGCCUGAACCCCAAAUAAACCCACCGCUGCCGGCGUGGGGAAGAGUCCGGACUGAGUUCACUGUUUUGGGGAAGGAUGUUAGCGUGAGUCAAGGGCGACUCACUGCGUUGUAUUGCACUGCUCUCGUUCUCGUUCAUUAAGGCUCUAUGCACACUAAAGGGUUCGUUGAUGGUGACCCGAUUGCACAGGUAACCAGACAGCCAUCGUCAUGGAGAUCUGAUUUUAAGAGUUGUGUUUUAGAUUUUGCAUGCACAGAUUAUUAGUUUAUCUCGCAGGUUUGACCCUCUGAUGCAGGCAAAAGCCAGUCGGUGCCUUCGGCUUCUCUUUUGUUACCAGUGUUUUAAAACCAUUAUUUUGGUUCAUUUUAUUGAUUUUUAAGGUGGUUUUACCUGCUUUUCUACUGCUGGUUUAGGUCAUAGCAUAUGAAACUGAUUUUUUAAGUUUGCCUGCCUCAAGCGUCUUUUCCUGUAGGGCCUUUUUUAUUUUAAAUUUUUUAAAUGCUCUAUUAAAUGGUUGAUGAGCAUGUUGGCUUGUGAAAUGUUCUAGGAAGUGACAUCACAGCUGGCUGAUGCUGUUGCUUAGCAACCACCCCGCCGUCAAUCAUCCAUCAGAUCGGAUACACGUUAGCAACUCUGAAUGGUUCUGUGCUGUAUAUAGUUUUUAUCAAAUAAUAGCACUUUUUUUAAUGUAGCACUAGGGAAAUGUUUGCCAGUGGUUUUAAAAUCGUUUGUUUGAGCAGAUAAGAGGUGGAACCCUCGCGCUGAGUUUGGUGUUUUGUGUUAAACCCUCCUAACCUUAGUUAGUCGCUCUGGUUUCUCGCUGAAGCUGUGCCAAAGCGUAUAAUCUCUUCCUUGUUGCCUUUUGCAGCCGCUUUUUAGAAUUUCAAAGUCUCUACCUCAUUGCUCUGCAAGUAUUGCCAUGGUUAUUUACAAAUGUUCAGAUUGGACAAAAUAAAGUUGCUGAAGCA